AUGUCAAACUCGACCUUCGACAGCGCGGAUUGCACGCUGGCCACCUGCUCGGUCAAAGAGUACGGCCAAAUCCAAUACAUCCCCACCCUCCCCGGCAAUGCUAUCUACGCCGGCAUUUUCGGUGUGCUCCUCGCGUCCCAGCUCUUCCUCGGCAUCCGCCACAAAACAUGGGGCUACCUCGUCGGGAUGGUGUUUGGUCUCGUGCUCGAGAUCGUCGGCUACAUCGGCCGCAUCAUGCUGCACGACAACAUCUUCGACAAGAACUCCUUCAUCAUCUACCUGAUCGGUCUGACCAUUGGACCCGCGUUCCUCACGGCCGCCAUCUACCUGUGCCUAGGUCGGAUCAUCACCCUCUUCGCCGUCGAGCUCAGCCUCCUCUCCCCAAGAGCCAUCACGCUGAUCUUCGUGUUCUGCGACUUCGUCUCGCUGCUCCUGCAGGCCGCGGGCGGCGCCAUCGCCUCGACGUCCGACACCGAGGCCGACAACCAGACGGGCAUAGACGUCAUGAUCGCGGGGCUGGCUUCGCAGGUCGUGUCGCUGGCCAUCUUCAUUGCCAUCUGCGCACACUUUGCGUGGAAGGUGCUCAAGAACCCCACGAAGCUGGACGCGCAGUUUACCACGCUGCGCAACUCACGCCGGUUCAAGGGCAUGCUCAUCGCCAUUGCAGUCGCAGUGCUCACGAUCCUGGUGCGCUCCGUCUACCGGCUCGCCGAGCUGCAGCAGGGGUUUGACGGCAAGCUCGCCAACAAUGAACUCGAGUUUAUGAUCCUGGAGGGGCCCAUGAUCUUUGUGGCCGUCGCCUUACUCACCCUUUACCACCCCGGCUGGGUGAUUGGGGCGAAGUUGUGGAUGGAAGCCGGGUUCCACCUGCGCACCAAGAAGAGUCUGCAACAUUACAAAGAGGUCGAUGGAGGUGGGAGCCAGGAGGGUUUCGUCAUGGAGCAGCGGCCAACAAGUAUGGUGUGA
Messenger RNA from Cladophialophora carrionii CBS 160.54, 966 nucleotides. RefSeq lists its product as uncharacterized. The coding region runs from base 1 to 966 and encodes 321 amino acids. The record is from RefSeq and is a predicted model, not a curated record. Lineage: Eukaryota; Fungi; Ascomycota; Eurotiomycetes; Chaetothyriales; Herpotrichiellaceae. The transcript has a single exon. Gene Ontology annotation, cellular component: fungal-type vacuole; plasma membrane.